This is a messenger RNA of Emiliania huxleyi CCMP1516, 780 nucleotides long. RefSeq lists its product as hypothetical. NCBI's taxonomy places the organism in Eukaryota, Haptophyta, Isochrysidales, Noelaerhabdaceae. The coding region runs from base 1 to 780 and encodes 259 amino acids. The transcript has a single exon. The record is from RefSeq and is a predicted model, not a curated record. Gene Ontology annotation, molecular function: S-adenosylmethionine-dependent methyltransferase activity.
AUGUGUGUGUACAUGCCGGCGCCCGCCCUGCGUUUCUCGGUCUGCUUGCUUCUUACGUCCGUCGCUGAGGCGCACGUGUUCGCCCAUGCGCGCGCCAUCGCCGUGGCCAGCGUGCGGCACACAGGCAGCGUCGCGGCAGCUCCGGCAGCUGCCCUGGACGGCAACCCAGUGUCGCGUAGGCUAUUGCUCCGCGGUGCUGUGUGGGCCACCGGCGUGUACAGUAGCGUUGGAUCGGCCGCCUGCGCGUCGGCGUACACCGUCAGCCAAGUCAAACCAAGCGAGAAGGAGACGUACGAGGUGGCUCAGAAGGGCGAUGGAGCGCUCCGCGUCCUUUGGGUUGGAGCCGGCAGCUUGAGCGGCGUGUUCAAGGGGCUGUUCCCGGCCGGCAAUGAGGUAGUCGCAGUGGAUCUCGUUCGGCCAGACCGAACGGACUAUAGCGCCGCCACAACCUACGCAGCUGAGCACGGCGUGUUUCUCACCUUUGAGCAGGGCGACGCGACCAAGCUCAAGUUUCCCGACGGGUCGUUUGACGUGGUGGUGAGCUCCAUGUUUCUGUGCCAGGGGAGCGAGCUCGAUGUUCCCGUGCCGAAUUGGGAGGAGAUCGUCGUCUCUGAGAUCCAGCGCGUCCUGAAGCCAGGCGGGCGCUUCGGUUUCUACGAGCACAUUGAGGACAUCGACAAAGUGAUCGUUGACAAGGUAUUUGGCGAGCGGUCUGUCAUUCGGGUCCAGGCUUACCCUGAGAGAACCAACGUGAUUGCUGGAGUUGUGAGGAAAGUGUAA